GACAAGAAGGUCUAAAUUUUGAUUUUUACGAGCUACGACCGCCUCGACUCUGGAGAAACCGAGAAAAAGUUGUUCACUUAUCAGUUACAGGGAGAUGAAACUAACAUGGAACAAGAAUAAGAACAACAAGAAGCGGCCCUUAACACAAUUUUCUAACCUCCCUUUUGACCAAGACAACAGCGUUGCUGAUGAAGACCUUCAAAAGGACGGUAAGAGUGAGCCUCCAGAGCCCUUGGACAUCAAACAUCUUGCCCAAUCAUUUCAAUCUCAAGGCAAUAAGCUCGCUGAGGAUGGGAAAUAUCGGGAAGCACUUGGGAAAUGGGAGGCUGCUCUUAAUAUGAUGCCUGAAAAUGCAGUUUUGCAUGAACAAAAGGCACAAGUUUUGCUUGAAAUUGGGGAUGCAUGGAAUGCGUUGAAGGCAGCUACCCGAGCGACUGAAUUGGAACCAUCAUGGGCUGAGGCAUGGAUCACCCUUGGCAGAGCACAAUUAAACUUUGGGGAGCUUGAUAGUGCAAUUGAAAGCUUUGACAAAGCAUUAGCUAUCAAGCCUGAUUCCGAGGAGGUUCAAGAUGACCGGAAGGCAGCAUUUCAUCUUGUAAAGAGAAGAAAGCAGCUGCAUUUGUCAGGGUUGAAUACUGACACAAGCCGUUUUGUGGUUGGUGAUAAGACUGAAACAUCCUGAAGGCAUAGAAGUAAGUUUUGUUUGAUGAUAUGACAGAGUAUGAUAACUGCAUGUUAGUGACAAACAUUGCCUUAAAUAUUAUAUUUGCCUAAAAAGGCAUUGUCGUCACCAGAAAUCUUUAGAUAUAUUUUCGUGUAAAAAUAUUAUAUGCUUUUUUUUUUAAUACAAAUUGAACAAAAAUUUCCCAUGAGCA
This is a messenger RNA of Mangifera indica (mango), 875 nucleotides long. Its product is annotated as tetratricopeptide repeat protein 33. Bases 95 to 682 code for a protein of 195 amino acids. The transcript has 5 exons. Lineage: Eukaryota; Viridiplantae; Streptophyta; Magnoliopsida; Sapindales; Anacardiaceae. The record is from RefSeq and is a predicted model, not a curated record. Gene Ontology annotation, molecular function: protein binding.